This is a messenger RNA of Penicillium chermesinum, 3750 nucleotides long. Its product is annotated as ABC transporter ATP-binding protein. The transcript has 3 exons. The record is from RefSeq and is a predicted model, not a curated record. Gene Ontology annotation, biological process: transmembrane transport. NCBI's taxonomy places the organism in Eukaryota, Fungi, Ascomycota, Eurotiomycetes, Eurotiales, Aspergillaceae. Bases 1 to 3750 code for a protein of 1249 amino acids. Gene Ontology annotation, cellular component: membrane. Gene Ontology annotation, molecular function: ATP hydrolysis activity; ATP binding; ABC-type oligopeptide transporter activity.
AUGGCGGCGGCCGGGGUCGCCAGUAUUGGAGCCGGAAUCACGAUGCCUCUCAUGACGGUCGUCUUUGGGAGGCUGGUCGCCAAUUUCAGCGAGUUUGGCGGGGGUAACGGGCCAACCAAGGCAGACUUCAGUCACACCUUGGACAGGCAGUGCUUGUACAUGCUUGCCCUUUUCAUCGCGCGCUUGGGUCUCAACUAUAUCAAUAAGUUCUCGUUCCGCAUCAUCGGCAUUCGCAUGUCGGCCAAGAUCAGAUUGCACUACCUUCAAUCCUUGUUCGGCCAGACGGUCCAUGUGUUGGAUUCCAUGCCGUCGGGCUCCGCUGCGGCCACCAUUACAGCGACGGCAAACACCCUCCAGCUCGGAAUUUCCGAGAAGCUGGGGAUUUUCCUCGAGUACAUGGCCACUAUCAUUUCCGCCAUCGUGGUCGCAUUCACUUACUCCUGGUCGGUAACGUUGGUCACUAGCUCAACAUUAUUGUUCAUUGUCCUUGCCUUGGGAUUCCUUCUCCCCUUGGCCAUCAAAUACCAUGCACAACUCACCAAGGCCGAGUCAAAAGCCGAUUCGGUUGCAGCCGAGGCCUUCAGUGCCAUCCGUAUGAUUGCUUCGUGUGGAGCUGAGACUCGGACCGUCGAGAAAUAUUCGGAAUGGAUCCGCGAAGCCAGACAGGCAGGGCAAAAGAUUGGCCCCGUUAUAGCUGUCCAGAUGGGUCUGAUUUUCUUCAGUUUCCAAGCUGGGUUUGCUCUGGCUUUCUGGUUCGGCACCAAGUCUUAUGUAGCGGGUCGUGUCGAUAACGUGGGCACUGUCGUUGUUGUUUUAAUGAGUGUAAUGCUCAUGGUCUCCGCACCGCUUAUCGCAAUUUCGAAGGCUUUAGUGGCUGCAUCAGAUUUCUUUGCUGUCAUAGAUACCCCCCGGCCGGUAGUCGGAACUAUUCAGGAACCGGUGGUGAAUUCGACUUCGGAUAUCAUUUUCGAAGACGUCCACUUCGCUUAUCCUAGUCGCCCCUCAAAGAAGAUUCUGGAUGGACUCAACUUGCGCAUCCAAGCCAACAAAAGCACUGCUAUAGUCGGUCCCAGUGGGUCGGGGAAGAGCACCAUCGUGGGUCUCAUUGAAGGAUGGUAUACCUUAAAUGAUCAGCCUACCAUCGCCAAAAUUAUCGAAAAGAAAAAGAAGCAGAAGGGCAAGAAGGAUGACGAUGAUGAGAGCGAGAAUGGGAAGGAACCUCAAGCCUCUCUUGAAGACCUGGGACCCCGUGUGGCGCUCAAGGGCAGCAUCUCUACUUGCGGCCACGAGAUUAAAGAUAUCAACAUCAAAUGGUGGCGUUCGCAGAUUGGCCUGGUGCAACAAGAACCAUUUCUUUUCAAUCAGACUAUUCACCAAAAUGUCGCUUCUGGCUUGAUUGGAACCCAAUGGGAAGACGAAUCCGAGGAGAAGAAACGUGAAAUGGUGAAAGAGGCCUGUAAAGAAAGCUUCGCAGACGAGUUCAUCCACAAGCUGCCGGACGCCUAUGACACACAAGUGGGUGAAUCCGGAAUCAAGCUCAGCGGUGGGCAACGACAACGAAUCGCGAUUGCUCGGAGCAUCAUCUCGAAGCCAAGUAUUCUCAUUCUGGAUGAAGCCACUUCUUCAAUCGAUGUCCGCGGUGAAAGGAUUGUACAGGCAGCUCUUGAAAGAGCGUCGAAGGGUCGCACCACGAUCACCAUCGCCCACCGGUUAUCCACCAUAAGAAACGCUGAUCAAAUCGUUGUCCUUCAACAUGGGAAGAUCGCCGAGCAGGGAACUCAUGCCGCUCUGAUGGCUAAGGCCGAUGGUAUCUACAAGGGCCUGGUCAAUAUGCAGCAGCUUUCUCUCGGGGAGGGAGACGAGAGUAAUCCUGUGAGCCAAGAACGUCCAGACGCGAUACCCGAGCCCGAGAAACACGCGAUUGAAAGCAAUGAUGCCAAGUCAGAGAGAAGCUCGCGGUGGGAGAAGCUGAAGCUAUUCAACAGCUUCGGACGACUUCUGCAGGAGCAAAGAAGCAGGUUUCCCUUCUACGCCCUUGCCUUGAUCUUCUCCGCGGGGGCCGCCACUGCGGUUCCCCUGCAAGCAUGGUUCUUUGCUCAUGUUAUCUCCGUUUUCUCAGAAACAGGACAACGUCUCCACCAUGAUUCGGCCUUCUGGUCCAAGUGGUGGGCUGUCCUCGCAGCCGGGGUUGGUGUCUGUUAUUUCAUUGUGAUAGGAGUAUCAACCAACGUCGAGCAUUUCAUUGCAGCCGUCUAUCGCCAAGAAUACUUCGAGUCAAUCCUCCUACAGAAAAUCUCGUACUUCGACCACGAGGACCAUGCAACCGGUCAAUUAACGGCCCGGCUUUCCAGCGACCCCAAUUCUCUAAAGGAACUUCUAGGGGUGAACACAUGUAUGCUCCUGGUUGGAGUUUUCUCGCUCAUCGGGUCUCUCGCCAUAUCCUUCGCGUACGGCUGGAAACUGGCGCUUGUCGCCUUAUGCGUCAUUCUACCCCUCAGUGUCGGAGCAAGCUUUCACCGGAUCCGCUACGAGAUGCAGUUCAACGAAAUGAACGAAGCGGUUUUCAAAGAGAGCUCCAAGUUCGGAGCCGAAUCGAUCGGCGCGUUCCGGACUGUCUCUGCUCUGGUUAUGGAAGAUAGUAUCUGCGACCGAUACGAGAACCUCCUCCACGGCCACGUGGUGUCCGCGUACAAAAAGGCGCGAUGGACUUCGCUCAUCUUCGCGUUUGCAGACAGUAUCGGCUUAGCGUGCCAGGCCCUCAUCUUAUGGUAUGGCGGUCGUUUACUUCUCAGCGGGGAGUACAGCGUCUUUUCUUUCUUCGUGACUUAUAUGUCCGUAAUCCAGGGAGCGGAGUCUGCUGGUCAAUGGCUCAGCUUCGGACCAAAUGCUAUUUUGGCUUCGACGGCCGCAAAUCGAAUUAUGGGUGUUCGCAGCACCCGCGUUAAUACUGGACAGGGGUCUUCGGGCACUCUCCCCGACACGACCGAGGGCGUGAAAAUCGAGUUCAAGGACGUGUACUUCAAACACCCUUAUCGUGAUAUCCCGAUCUUCAAGGGCCUGAACCUCACUAUUGAAAAGGGGCAAUACGCCGCCCUCGUUGGUGCCUCUGGGUCCGGAAAGACAUCCAUCGUUUCGCUCAUCGAGCGGUUCUACGAGGUUGAUGAUGGCCGCGUCCUGUUGAACGGGCAAGAUAUCACCACUCUCGGUCUCCAUGAAUACCGCCGAGUUCUGUCACUGGUGGCUCAGGAGCCAUCUCUCUUUGCGGGCACCAUUCGUGAGAAUAUUCUGCUGGGUGUCAACGAAGGCGAGGUAACAGAAGAACAGCUGCACCAAUGCUGCCGCGACGCAAACAUCCAUGAUUUCAUCAUCUCUCUUCCUGAAGGAUACAACACACAGAUCGGCAGCAAGGGCGUCAGUCUCAGUGGAGGGCAAAAGCAGAGACUCUCGAUCGCACGUGCCAUAGUUCGGAGCCCACAGGUCCUGCUCUUGGACGAGGCGACAAGUUCGUUGGAUUCUGAGAGCGAGAAGCUUGUACAGGCAGCAUUUGAACGGGCUAGGAAGGGCCGCACUACGAUUUCUGUGGCGCACCGCCUGGCUACAAUCCAGAAUGCAGAUGUGAUUUACGUUCUCGGAGAAGGCAAAGUGCUGGAGAAAGGCACGCACUCGGCACUCUUGAAAUUGAGGGGGGGUUUAUUGGCAGAUGGUAAGCUAAUAAGUUUCUGUUUGUCUUGCAUUAUAUCGCUCGGCUAA